Messenger RNA from Agrilus planipennis (emerald ash borer), 1745 nucleotides. RefSeq names its product venom carboxylesterase-6-like. The coding region runs from base 40 to 1659 and encodes 539 amino acids. The transcript is spliced from 10 exons. Lineage: Eukaryota; Metazoa; Arthropoda; Insecta; Coleoptera; Buprestidae. The record is from RefSeq and is a predicted model, not a curated record.
GUUAAUACAUUUUUCACAAAUUAAAUAUCAGAAGUGAGAAUGGUCUCAUACGUGUCCUGUAGGGUAAUAUUGUAUGCCAUUUUAUUAAUUUGUAUCAACGAAACACGUGGAUACAAUUUGACAGUUUGGACGCAAUGCGGAUAUGUGAGGGGUUACACAUGGAGAAGUUCACCAAAUUCUAAUCGUUUAUUCUACGGAUUUAAGGGAAUCCCUUACGGAAAACCACCAGUAGGAGAUCUUAGAUUUCAGGAUCCUCAACCACCUGAGCCUUGGGAUGGGGUUAAAGUGGUCAAUUCUGACCCCGACUCGUGUGCAGCCCACGACAGUGGAACUGCUGGAAGUCCUGUAGUUGGAAGUGAAAAUUGCCUAAACUUAAAUGUAUAUGUUACGCAAACAGAUAAGGACAACGAUGACUUAUCCCUCCCAGUAAUGUUUUGGAUAUAUGGUGGUGCAUUUGUUCGUGGUAAACCUACUGCGAAUCCAUCAAAUAUACUUGAAAAGCCGGUGAUAGUGGUUGUUAUUGCUUACCGCGUAGGGGUCUUAGGUUUCCUAAAUACUGAAGAUGAAAACGCUUGGGGAAAUGCAGGUCUUAAAGAUCAAAAUCUCGCGUUACAAUGGGUUAAAAAUAAUAUUCGGAAUUUUGGAGGGGAUCCAAAUAAAAUCACUAUCUUCGGUCAAAGCGCUGGAGGAUCCAGUGUUAGCUAUCAAUUAGCUUCCCCAAAAAGCGAAGGACUUUUUGCUCAAGCAAUUUCUCAGAGUGGUGUUACUCUGAAUGAAUGGGGGUUUACGAGAAAUCCAAAAGAGUUAACUCUUCAAUUUGCAAGGCUUUUCAAUAUUUAUUCCAAUAAUACUGCUCAGGUAGUCCGAGAACUUCAAAAAAUCGACUAUAAAAUCCUAGUUAAUGUCUCACUACAAGUUAGCCGUUUUUUACCAUCUGUUGAAGUUGACCAUCCAGAAGCUUUUAUAGAUCGUAGCACUUAUGAAAUCUGGACUAACGGUGAUUUUAAUAAGGUUCCUGUUAUAAUAGGCUACACUUCGGAAGAUGGUGCUUAUGCCAGAGGUAGAUACAGGCAGUUCGCUACGAAUCCUAAAAAUGUCAUUCCCGCUGGACUGAAUGUUGACCUAAAUUCUUCAGUGGCUGACGAACUAGUGGAAAAGAUUUCUGACUUUUAUUUUCCAGACAGGGUGUACGAUAAUUUAACGAGUUCCCUAAACUUUAUGACUCAACAUUAUUUUGCAAGAGGGAUACGAAAAAUAGUUGCAGACUUGGUGAAAACAACCCAGCCAGUAUAUUUUUACAUGUUCUCAUAUGCUACAAAGGAGAAUUACACCAAAGGAAUUAACGGCGGAGCUGGACAUGACGAAGAUGGUAUUUAUUUAUGGAAUACUACAUUAAAUACUGAAGCCGAUAAGCUAACGAGGAGUCGUCUGAUAACGUUGUGGACUAAUUUUGCAAUUUACGGAAAUCCUACUCCUAUUCUGGAUCCUCUUCUUGGAAACGUAACCUGGCCAGACGCAAGAGGAGUUGAAGUUAAUGACGUUCGGUAUUUGGAAAUUGGAAAACAAUUGGUAACUGGCACAAAUCUAGCUCAGGAAGACUUCUUAUUUUGGAAGAAAAUAUUUCAGCAGUAUUCAACAUCAACAAUUUAUACAUACUAACCAUAAUACAGUUGUUAAUCAUCAUCAUCAUCAUGAGGUCGUCAGUACAAUUGUUAAUACAGAGAAAAUAUUAUAAUAAUUUGAAA